AUUCGCCAUUGUACGCCUGCUGUCGUGUCUCCAACAACGGAGUUCGUUUGAUCGGUCGACGUUCAUACAUCUACCAGAGAAAUGGUUUGCGGGGGAUUUCAAUGUUCGAAAAAUGCAUUGGCUGCAUUGAAUGUGCUAUAUAUAUUUGUGUCGUUUAUUCUGAUUGGCGUUGCAGCAUAUGGUAGAGUUGUUGCCAUAGUGACCAAUUUAACUCUGGUUGGAGGGAUCAUUGCCUGUGGAGUUUUCCUAUUCAUUAUUGCCCUCAUUGGCCUCAUUGGUGCAAUCAAGCAUCACCAAGUGCUUCUAUUUUUUUAUAUGAUUAUUCUGUUCAUGUUGUUCCUGCUCCAAUUCUCUCUGGCUUGUGCAUGUCUAGCAAUCAAUGAGAAACAACAGGAACAGUUUGCUGAAAAUGGCUGGAGACUUGCCUCAAACCAGACCAAAGAAACAGUCCAGUACAAAUUUGAUUGCUGUGGCUUUUCAGAUUGGAGUAAACCAGGAGAUGACCGCAGUGGACACCCACCUUGUGCCGGGAUCAAGUGCUGUAAUGGGGGUAAUACUGGUCCUUGCUGUACGAAAAUCGUAAAUAUUACUGAAGCUGAUCUACAAGCCAAAUGUCCCUGUCAGACCUGUUUGAAAGCAUUACAAAAUGAAAUCCAUUCUGCCUUUAAAAUAACUGGAGGUGUUGGGCUGUUCUUCAGCUUUACAGAGAUAAUUGGCGUUUGGAUUACAAUCCGAUUUCGUAACCAGAAAGAUCCACGAGCUAAUCCAAGCUCAUUUCUUUAACUUGCGUCAAACUAACAAGUUUGUAUACACGAAUGUGUAUGUUACUAAUUAUGUCUGUUUUAUUCUUGGCGGUGGCUUUCUUCCCAGUUGUUAUGCAAGGACUUCUCUAGGGUUGUCAGUGAAAUAAUAAAGGAACAUUUUUGAGAUUUCAAUAACAAGUUUUUAAAAUAUAUGGUGAUUGUAUUAUCUGUCUCACCUUUUCCUAAAACAUUAUUUUGAAGAUUAAAAGAUAAUUUGUCCACUGAUUCAAUCUCGCUCAACCCCAGAGAAGUUCUAAUCAUUAUUCAUCUCUUGGUCUGGUACAUCUUUGUGGUUGAAUUAAGAAAAUUUAGGUUGUAUCACAUAUAUAUACAGAUGUAGUAACUAUUACAAAAACUAACAUCAUGGUAAACAAUUCAACUGUUUCUUCAUCAUGAACAAUGAAAAAUUGUAUUGAGCCAAAUGAGUACUUAGAAUUAACACUGAAUGCCUGUCGGUCCAGGUUUUCAUUUUGUACAUUACUGAUACAGUUGAAGUUACUUUUAGGUGUGCCAAGGCUGAUUUCCUAAAGGAACUAAAAAGCUAUAGCACAAAUGAAUCAGAUCUGAAUUAAUGCUGAGUCAUUCAAACAACACAACAAUGUGACAUAGUGUGUAGGUAAUCUGAAUGGUCUGCUGAAUUGAUAAAGCAUGCAACUUUCACUCAGUAAACAGCAGUAUUAUAUAUAAAAAAAAAAAAACAGUUCUUUUAAAUCAAUUUGAUUGCAUGACUUGGUGUAACCCUCAAGUUUGCUUUGAUUAUGGUGAUGGCUAUGAGUCUUGUGGCUUUGGUAGAUUUGGAAAGUUGUAAGGGUUUUAUUGAUUUGUAUGUUUAUGGUUUGGUUAAUACAUGCCAUGGGUACACUUCUAGCUCACCUGUCCUGCCAUAAACUUUCUCGUCAGCUUAUCCCAUGGCCAUUGUCAGUCAUCUGACUGUACAGUCACACAUUGAAAUGAAAUAUAGAUUUCUAGAAAUGAUAAGUUAAGGAUUAAAAUAUUAUAAAACAGAUGAAACUAGUCAGUAACUGUCAUAUCUAGGUAACUGUUGUGUUACUCCGCACAAAUCUGCUCUUAUUGAUCAACAAUAUACAUCCUCAGGAAACUGGCAGCAGUCUGUACCAGUCAGGUCAUAACUCGAUGCUUCUUAUUGAUUACCAACAGCCAGACUAGCUGAAGUCAUACUACUUUAUUAAUAUCAUAUUAUGUUUUAAAUGAUUAUCAAGGAUUUAUAAGAGGCCAGGUGAAGUUAUUAAAGCAAAUCAAAUUGACUCACAGCUUUAAAGUUGAAUACAUAUAGACACAUGUACACUGUAUAUAUGUAUAGAAAAAAACACAGAUGCGUGAUAAAGAAGAUAAAGUAGAUCUAUCUUACCAUCUACAUUGAUAAUACACUGUACAUGUAGUAUAUGUACUAUUGUAUGGUAGUACCAUUGUUUCUACAUUUGUAAUACACUGUACAUGUACUAUGUACUAUUGUAGACAAUUGUUUCUACAUGGUCAUUACACUGUACAUGUAGUAUUGUAGUACCAUUGUUUCUACAUGGGCAAUACACUGUACAUGUAGUAUUGUAGUACCAUUGUUUCUAGAUUGGCAAUACACUGUACGUGUAUCGUGGUCUAUGAACUAUUGUAGUGCCAUUGCACAAAGGUACUAAUAUUUUCUUGUGUUUGUAUUUUGGUUUCUGCUGAUAUACAAUGUAAGUUGGUUGAAAUGCAGUUUGUUAUUAGAGAGAUUGAACCGUAUACUUGAUGAAUUAAUCACACAAUAGAAAUUAACACUUACUGAUCCCCAGUACCUUGACAAGUAUACCAUAACAUUAUCCAGUGUAUAUUUAUCUAUAACUGACUGUGAAAACCAGGAACUGGGUAAGAUGUGUGGUAACUGUAUUUCAGAAAGUUUUUAGAGAGUAAAAUGCACAAUAGUGGAGUAGAAACAUUUUCACUUGUAGUGGUUAACACACAAUACUAUGAUCCUGGUGCCAAAUGUAGCAUGGUGAAGUACAUCUUCACUAGCCAAGGCUUCUGAUUAUGUUACACUCCACGAACCCUUGGCAGAUAUAGUCGUGUUUAAACUGCCGUGCCCUGGAAUCCCAAUCCCAGGGCAUCCAAUCAAAUCGUGUUUUACAUUCAGGCUUGGUUUUGCAGUAAACAAAAAUUGCAGCGCUCAGUACAGAGCUACCUCGUCGACUAUGUCAUGGCAUUUUAUCUAAAUACAGAGACGUACAAUGUUUGGGGAAAGAUUUACAGUGUUUAAUCAAGUUAUUGAUCACCUACCUAUCAAAAUAACACAAGUCUCCAUGGGUGUUUGUAAACAUCACUGAUGAAGUACAUAGGUAACGCUCGUUUUGAUUGGUUGAAAAUGUCAUGCAUAAAGGGUGGUAAUUUGGAAUCUCAGCUAGAGGGCUGGAACUGACGACUAUAACUGCCAAGGGUUCGUGGAGUGUAACGUAAUCAGAAGCCUUGUCUUGCGAAGAUGGGUUAAAAAGAGAACAAUAACAACCUAAUCAUUGUUUAGCUACAUAUUUACAUGACCUACCCAAUUAUUUAUUAGAACAUUGACAGCUAAUAACAAAAUAUGUAGCCUCUCCUCAACAUAAUUACAAAAAACAUUAAACUUCAGUUAACAUACAGAUACCCGACAAAGCUUGUCUGUUGGGUUUACGAGUUAAACAUGUAGAAAAAUGUGAAAACUCAAAAAGUAAUCAAUAGUAACUAUCUGUAAUGAGAUUUUCAGAUAAUUUCAAAAUUUAGAUGAUGCAUGACAUGCAUGUAAAACAUUAUCGGUGGAACAAUAUGCUUUUUAUCGGCAGAAUAUAUAAUGUUUAGAAAAUGGGAGCAAUGCAACCUAUUUGUAUUUGUUAAUAACAUCAUGGUGUAACUUUUUUGUUGUACUGUUUCAGCCUGGUAUCAUGUUAUAUAUAUACUGGUAAAUGUAACAUACAUAGAUCGAGAUGAUUGUUAAUGAUUACGUUUACAUUAUGUUUCAGAUUAUUGGAGUCUGGCUUGCACUACGAUACAGAAAUCAGAAAGAUCCUAAAGCAAAUCCAAGUGCAUUUUUAUAGUUGUAGUUAAUUAGUAGUAUAUAAUUCAUAUAGAUUUACACAUAUUACUGUAAGUAUUCUUGUUUUAUCUAAGAAACUCCACCAGAUACAUAUUUUGUGAACCAGGAUAUUCGUGAUAGGUAGAUAAACUGAUCAGAUGUAGUGUGGAAGGACAUUAUAAUAUGGCCAAAGUUGAAUUAUCUUCGUAUUUCUGGAUUCAGUGAUAGACAUAUGUUGCACAAGUCAUUUUUCUUCACAGAUCAAAAUCAUAUCUACCAGGGUACAUGUUUCAUUGUAUCCCAAACUGUCACAUUGUAUGUCAAAUCACUGAAUGUUAAUAUCUUGGUUGGCAAUAUCGUCUGUGUUUAUGCAUAAAUUAAAUCUAGAUUAAGACUAGCAUUGAUAUAAAUAUACAUGUGAUUAUAGAUAAACAUUUUUAUCUUGCAUAUCUUAGUUAAGACAGUUUAUUUACAGUUCUAUGUUAAUACAGAUAAAGCUGUUGGAAACUUGACACAUGGAGACAGAUAGUGUCCUGUGUCAAAUGUACAGUAUUACCUGUUUUACUUGCCAGGUCCAGUUCAAAGCUUGGUCAACACAGGGUAUAAUGCUUCAUUUAUAGCUUGUUUAUCAAAUCAGCUUCAAUGUACAUUUAUAUAUGUUUUGAUUUCCUAUAAUGCCCCACUCACACAGUAUGUCUAUGGUAAACAUUGCAGGGUAAUGGUACGUACAGGUAAUCAGGCAGGUUAGAGAAAUGUACAUUGUUGUGUUCAGAUAUACUGAUCCAACUUUGACCUGGGUUCCUUUAUAAUUUAUAUGUAUAUAAUAUUGUUUCAUGUAUUUAUUUGUUAGUUCAUUCUGUAGUAGUUUUGUGUAAAAUAUUGGAAAAACAUGUAUGUGGGGAGUGUAACUGUGGCAUUACAACAACAUACUAGUUACUGCAAUCCCAGUGUAAUUAAUGGUUGUCGACGAGAUUGUUUUGAUCAUAUAAUAAAUAAAGGUUGCAUAUUGUUAUAUUUUCUGUUGAUUAGUCAAGGACUAAGAAUCUUUUUUUGUUUGUAACUAAGUAACUUGGUUGAUGAGUAUAAAUAUGUAUUAUCUCUAUACAUAAAAGUUAUUAUUUGCAUAAAUAUAAGAGUUUUAUUAUGUAACUAUUUAGUUUUGUUCUUGUUAACUAUUGUAUUGAAGAAGUGAUUUCUUCGUCAAUGUUUGUCUAGACAGAUUUGAUAAAUGAACAGAGUAAAGGCCAGUCACAUCAGCUAUAUAUAGCACUCAUUGUUUCUUGUUGAAAGAAAGCCCCAUCAAUAUGUGUAAGUAAUCCUGUAGAUUACACCCAAUUAAAUAAAAAUCAAAAGUAAUGAAUUUAGAAAAUGAUGACUACAGUUAUGACAGUGUACAACACUUUGUAGUUGCCCUCUUUUUGAUUGUUAAGUGAGUGUUGUUCCUUCAUGCUGCUGUUUUGAGGGAAGCAUGAAAAUUUAUACAAUCAUAGUAAAUAUUCCAACAUAAUGCAUACAUGUUAGCUCCAAGAGUAGGGUUUUCAUUGCAUAUCAUAUAAAUGAGGUGUUUUUCAACCUAAAAGAGUCUUGUAUAGUUGGAAUGAAAUUGAAAACAUAGCUAGGUCCUUUUUGUUUCUAUACUUCAAAAGGCUGUAAGAAUGGCCUAAACCCAAACUGUAGAGCUAAAUUGUAUUGAUCUGACAUCAGCAGUGCUCACAGCAGGUUGUACAGUAACAGUAUGUUGUUGUUAUGUCUGGGUGUAAAAGGGUGGUAUAUUUGGGUUGUAUCUAAUAGAUCUUAUAAUGGAAAUCCAUAGUAUGUUUGUGUGUGUCGAUUUUAUUUACAAGUCAGGAAUUUCAAUUAAAACAUUUCAUUUUAGGAAUAUGAUCAGUGGCACUCCUUACAAAGGCAAACAGGGAAACUGUUUUAGUACUUAAAAAAGACUCGAGUAUUUCAAUGAAACUGCCUUUGAAACCAUAUAUAGAUACCAAAACUGAGAUUUAGCUUUUCACCAAUUAUUUGAUGUUAAUGAACUGCCACUACAUUAUAAACAUUUUUUGUUCUGUUUUUGUUUUUUUAGUUAAACAUUUUAUUGGAAAUGAAGAUUUUACUGCAACAUGGUUAGUUACCAUAAUAUGAAAGUGAGUGCAAUAAAGUACUGUAACAGAUGUUUAAGUUUUCUUGUAAAUAACUUGGAACAUUCGAUUCUAAUCAAUGACAUUCCUGCACUUUUGUCUUAGGUAUAUUGUUAUACAUCAUUUUUUCAUGACAUUUCAGCUGUUCAGUAGGUCACAUGUGGAAUCUUUGAAUAGUUCAGUUUCAGGCACUUGUUAGCAUUACCAUGACUUUUAACAUCCAUGGACAUUGGCAUUUAUCUUAAAGGAAAUGCAUUCUAUGUACCUGUACGUCCUCAAAGUAGUCGGAACAAAGUGAACAGUAAGCUUGGAGCGAAAGUUGUUUGUACCAGUAAGAUUUUACUGUAGAAUCAAUUUCAUCUUUAAGUACAAAUAAUUCAUCAAUUGUCACAUUUGAAUUUUCUACCCUAUUUUAAUGUUAAGGAUUCAAACCUUUUUCAUGUGCUAGACAGUGCUUCAAACUUGUCUGUAUAAAUGACUAAAAUAGUUUAGAUUAGUGAUACAGUGUACCAUGUCCUUGGUAUGGAAACAAUGAUCUGAAAAUAACAUUACUGUCAAUCCAGACCUGCUGUAGUGCAGGACCAUAUAUAUGUAAUAUUGUAGACCUGUUCUAGUCUUUAAGUCUCAUUUUUGUGUGGAUUGAGAAUUUGACUUAAGGAUGUAUGCUACACUAAUUAUUGGAUAUAGGAUUAUCUCCCUUCUAAAGGGCACUCGAUUUAAUUUUUCCUUUCUUUUUUUUCUUUUUCUUUUUUUUUGUAAAUGAUGGUUCAGAAUUGUUCAGUGAUGAUCCAAAUAAAUUGUAGAUGUUUUUAUUUCAUGCCGUUGUUGAAAGAUUGACAGUUUUUGAGGGAGAUAGCUCCAUGUCAUAGGUCAUCUCUUGAGUAAGCCUGUGGUUGGAUCAACUCACACAUGACUUUCUUCAUUUUCAUGUUACUCCAACUUAAAUCACAACAGUAAUGUGUAAGCAUAUAUCCUCAAGUCUAUGAAAUUAUGCAUUACAUUGUUUUAGUUAAAAUUGUAUUAAGAAAGUAUUUACAAAAUGUAUUAAUUUUCAGUGUGAAUUGUCAUGAUUUAUUGUGAAUAAUUAUAUGCUCAAUGGUUUGAAGGUAAUUGUAUGUUCAUGUAAGGUCUUCCUGAUGUGUAUUGUUUGUAAGACAUAUAUUAAUAUAAAGUUCUUUUCAUUUUAAUAUUUAAUGAAAAUAGUAUCUUGGUAUAAUUAAUCUUCCCCUAAAAUAUGUUCCAUUAUGUUGCAAAGUUUCUUUAGGAAAUACUAGAGUGACUAUCUCUCCUUGUCUUGUACAUAACUAUUAUUCAAAGUUAAAAACAUUUUUUCUAAAAUCAAUAUGAAUUUGAUAGCUUUAAUAAAUAACAUUUUUCUAAAAUCAAUAUGAAAUUUGAUAGCUUUAAUAAAUAACAUUUUUCUAAAAUCAAUAUGAAAUUUGAUAGCUUUAAAAAUAUUAGAAUCAAACACAGGUCCUAGUGCAAUAUUUAUGUUUAUGUCCCGUGAAUUAUUUACAGGUCUGUUCCAUAUUUCAUUUGUUUACUUGUUUUUCUUUAAUUUGCUAAAUCCAAACAGUUCUGUAGUUAUUCAUGCUUGGAAGUAUUUUGUGUUAACAUUUCUGAAGAACUACUGUUUCUCUAGCAGGUUAAAACAUCAUGUCAGUAUAUACACCCUGUAAUCAAGAAAUUCUGGUAAAAGAAUUUUAUGCAAUGCUCAUGGGUGAUUUCUGUGUGACUAAUAUUGAAGCUACAGUAUUUUACAUUCCAUUGUACUAUCAGUAGGUAUUACAUCAGCAUUGUUAUACAUUUUUAUUUUCUAAUAACUCAAAAAUAUACUGUACAUCAAAAAAUGUCUAGUUUUAAUGUGGACCCUGCAAAAUGAUAUCAGUUUUGUUUCCCUAUUUGCAGUAAUUAAAAAUGAAUACAAUCUGUACAACAUUUACUGGAUAAGAGUACCUAUUCUAAUAGUACUUUAUGUUUAUAUUUAAAACUGCAUGGUAAUUGCAGAAUUAAAAGGCAAGAAGUCCCUGUUACAUUAAUACUGAAGCUGUUUGUCAGUAAAAACCUUUUUUCUUUUCUUUUUACGUCGUGUACAUGAAGUGUCAGUUGAUUUGACCCGUAAUAGUUUCUAUACCUGUAUGUGUGGCAUUACUUUUAUAAUUCCAUAAAGGUAUAUCAAUAAGCAAGGAAGAUUGCCAAAAUAUUUUUUCAAAAAACUGAUUAAUAGAAAAAUAUACCGGGUAAGUGUUCAUUCCCAGAAUGAUACUAAUACUGAUUUUACAUUUAUAUCAGAAAUGUGGGGGAAACAAAUUAAAUGCAAGGUCAAUUUUAAUUAAAAUGAUGCUAGUCUUUUAUUGAGGUAAAUGGUUAAAUGAUUUAACAUCAAAAGUGUGAUAUUGAAAAUUAUUUAGCGUUUAUUAAGUGAUGAUAAGUUUUGUCAUAUUGAAGUCCUAAAGCCAAACCUAUGUCUUUUUGUUUUGAACAGUUUACUGGUUAUAUUUUUCAUUAAUAUUUGUCUAAAUGUUUGACAGUUUUAGAACCUUUUAGACACUUAAUAUAAUGUUUAUUCUGUGUUUCUCUGCAAGUGCUUCAGAAAGAAAUCCAUUCAUUUUGUUGUUUUAAACUGUCAGAGUUUUUAUCUUGUGUAUGAUUUCUAUUUUACAUGGUUUGUGUGUGUGAAUGGGGAAGCUGUAUAUUAUAUACAACUGUAACAGGUAUUGAAGGUUCAUUAAUAAACUUGUUAUAAUCACA
This is a messenger RNA of Pecten maximus, 8723 nucleotides long. RefSeq names its product tetraspanin-31-like. The coding region runs from base 82 to 783 and encodes 233 amino acids. Gene Ontology annotation, cellular component: membrane. The transcript is spliced from 5 exons. NCBI's taxonomy places the organism in Eukaryota, Metazoa, Mollusca, Bivalvia, Pectinida, Pectinidae. The record is from RefSeq and is a predicted model, not a curated record.